GGCCGUCGCUUCCGGAGCAGCAUGGCGGCCGUGGAGGAUGAUCCGCUGUCCGGGAGCGGAGACGGGGAGCGGCUGGAUUUCCUGCGGGACCCGCACGUGCGCUUCUUCCAGCGCUGCCUCCAGGUGCUGCCCGAGCGCUACUCCUCGUUGGAGACCAGCAGGUUGACAAUUGCGUUUUUCGCACUCUCUGGUCUGGACAUGUUGGAUUCCUUGGAUGUGGUGAACAAAGAUGAUAUAAUUGAGUGGAUUUACUCCCUACAAGUCCUUCCCACAGAAGACAGAUCAAAUUUAAAUCGCUGUGGUUUCCGAGGCUCUUCCUACCUGGGUAUCCCAUUCAAUCCAUCAAAGAAUCCUGGAACAGCUCAUCCUUAUGAUAGCGGUCACAUUGCAAUGACGUACACGGGCCUCUCGUGCCUGGUCAUUCUGGGAGACGACCUGAGUCGAGUAAAUAAAGAAGCUUGCCUUGCGGGCUUGCGAGCCCUUCAGCUGGAAGACGGGAGUUUUUGUGCAGUACCUGAAGGCAGUGAAAAUGACAUGCGAUUUGUCUACUGUGCUUCCUGCAUAUGCUAUAUGCUCAACAACUGGUCAGGCAUGGAUAUGAAAAAAGCCAUCAACUACAUUAGAAGAAGUAUGUCCUAUGACAAUGGGCUGGCCCAGGGAGCUGGACUUGAGUCUCAUGGAGGGUCUACCUUCUGCGGCAUUGCGUCACUGUGUCUGAUGGGCAAGCUGGAGGAGGUGUUCUCCGAGAAAGAACUGAACAGGAUAAAGCGGUGGUGUAUAAUGAGGCAGCAGAACGGUUAUCACGGAAGGCCUAACAAGCCGGUCGACACCUGCUACUCAUUCUGGGUGGGAGCAACUCUGAAGCUCCUGAAGAUUUUCCAGUACACUAACUUUGAGAAAAACAGAAAUUACAUCUUAUCUACUCAAGAUCGCCUCGUUGGUGGAUUUGCCAAAUGGCCGGACAGUCAUCCAGAUGCCUUGCACGCCUACUUCGGGAUCUGCGGCCUGUCGCUCAUGGACGAGAGCGGGAUCUGUAAGGUGCACCCUGCUCUGAACGUCAGCACGCGGACUUCCCAGCGCCUGCAGGCUCUCCACCAGCGCUGGAAAAGCCAGGAGGCCGCCCGCUGCCCGGAGAACACGGCCCUCUCCACGUGACUGGCUCUGCCCGGGCAGGCGCGGGUCCCUAGCCUAGCUGUAGCUCCAGGUUAAAGCCAUGUAACCACGUGGGCUCUGCUGUCUGAGAGGCAGAGCCCUACAGUCACAGGGGACGCUGCGGCACGCUGCGAUGUGGUCCUGAGCCAGGACCCGAAGUGUGACCCGCAGUGGACGGCACCGUGCUUCUUAAAUGUUUAUACCAUAUUUCUAAGAAGUUCUUUGAGCAACUUGA
Molecule: messenger RNA, 1387 nt
Organism: Ochotona princeps (American pika)
Lineage: Eukaryota; Metazoa; Chordata; Mammalia; Lagomorpha; Ochotonidae
Gene: PGGT1B
Product: protein geranylgeranyltransferase type I subunit beta
Exons: 9
Coding region: 22-1155 (377 amino acids)
Biological process (GO): protein geranylgeranylation
Cellular component (GO): CAAX-protein geranylgeranyltransferase complex
Molecular function (GO): CAAX-protein geranylgeranyltransferase activity
Source: RefSeq, a predicted model, not a curated record